Molecule: messenger RNA, 1089 nt
Organism: Camelina sativa (false flax)
Lineage: Eukaryota; Viridiplantae; Streptophyta; Magnoliopsida; Brassicales; Brassicaceae
Source: RefSeq, a predicted model, not a curated record
AGUGCUUAUUUCUUCUCCCUUUCUGUCGUCGAUUCAAGUUCUUAUUCAGAAUUGUAGAGUUUCCAGAAAUGCUUCCGCAGUUCUUCAGGCGCUUCUGAUUCCGGUUCGGUUCCGGAUUGGGUCUCCACUGAAUUUCACUGGAACAAGACUCAUCUCCUAACACUCCAGAGCUUUCUAGGGGUCGGUGACAGCUUCUUUAUUUUAGUGAAGAUAUGGACAGAAUCAGUGGGUUACCUGAUGAUGUGCUGGUUAAGAUAUUGUCGUUUGUUCCAACUAAAGUUGCUGUAUCAACUAGCAGUUUGUCGAAACGAUGGGAGUUUCUUUGGAUGUGGUUGACAAAACUUGAGUUUGGUGAUAUACUUUAUUCAGAGUCUGAAUUCAAGAGUUUACAGUGUUUUCUCAAUAGGAAUCUGCCAUUACAUAGAGCUCCGGUUAUAGAAAGAUUCUGUCUUGAUUUAGGUCUUUCAGAUUUGAUACCUGAAGAUAUCAGAAUGUGGGCUGUAGUAGCAGUUUCUCGCCACAUACGUGAGUUCAAGAUGUUGGUUUGUUGUCAUCCGUAUAAGCGAAGCAUAUUGCCUAGUAGUUUGUAUACCUCCAAGUCGCUUGUGAUCUUGGUUCUCGUUGGCGGGAUUCUCUUGGAUGUUCCUCGAAUGGUUUGUCUUCCCUCUCUGAAAACUUUGAAACUUAUAAGUUCGAGAUAUUCAAAAGAAGGAUCUCUCCAGAGGCUUCUAUCUAAUUGCCCUGUUCUUGAACGUCCUAAAUGCUUGUUGUCGAGUCUACAAAAUUUCACCUGGUCAGGAUACUUAGGAAGACCACAGGACAGAGAUAUUGCGGUUUACAUCUUGAAAAACGCUUGUCGCUUAAGGACUGCAGAAUUUGUGGCUGAUACACAUUUGGUUCCAAAACUCGAGAUGAUAACGGAGUUGACACGUUCUUCCCGAGCUUCAUCAACAUGCGAACUCCUCUUUCGUUGAGGAUUUGAGUUUUAAGAUGUUUCAUUUAUAUAGUAGGAUUCUAAUUUCCAUUCUAAACCUGUCUGUUGUCCAACAAAGAUCUUAAGUUCCAUCUAAGUUAUGUACUUCUAAGAUU